Verticillium alfalfae VaMs.102 is the source of this 669-nucleotide messenger RNA. RefSeq lists its product as hypothetical. Bases 1 to 669 code for a protein of 222 amino acids. The transcript is spliced from 2 exons. NCBI's taxonomy places the organism in Eukaryota, Fungi, Ascomycota, Sordariomycetes, Glomerellales, Plectosphaerellaceae. The record is from RefSeq and is a predicted model, not a curated record.
AUGUCGUCUUGUGAAGACGAGGCUUUCCAUCAUUCAGGCGACAAGAACUCUUGUACGGUCGAGAACGCACACUUCAGACUCAUGGGCGAGCACUUGAUCACCAGGACGACUGAUCAGCAUCGUCGGAUGAUGGCGACAGAUACGCAGAAGAUAACCCACCAGCACCAUCAAGCGCCAAGGAGAGAUGACCGAGACGGCCGUGCAUCGCCUACCAACGUGAGCAGGUCCACCAAACCAGUGGUGAAAAGCACACCACAAUGUCUUGAAUUGCAUGACUGGCAACUGGCGUCAGCAAACUCGAAUGGACAAUUCUCACCCCUCAGCCCCAGCCCGGCCACAAGCGUUGACUGUAGACCAGAAAGCUGGCUCAAGGAUCGCGACAAGACUGAGCCGCCAGGCAUAUAUGCAUACUGCUUGGACAGGGGCAAUGGAAACUAUACCAGGUUGAUACCAGCAGACAUGCUGCCGCCAGCAUUGGGCAUUCCUGCCAUACAGCAGGGCUCUAGGGGGAUGAUGGUGCUACCGCUCCCAGGCGCUGAGCCUGUCCGAGGCCCGUCAAACAAUGUGCAGCCUGUCACGUUGAAGUUACUUCAGCCCCCGGCGGCGCCGUGUUCGGAGGUGACCAACAAGGCCGCGGUGCUGUGGCUGAAGCAGAUCAGAGCAAAGUAA